Messenger RNA from Lithohypha guttulata, 675 nucleotides. It is a transcript of the gene ERG8, whose product is annotated as phosphomevalonate kinase. The record is from RefSeq and is a predicted model, not a curated record. Gene Ontology annotation, molecular function: phosphomevalonate kinase activity. The coding region runs from base 1 to 675 and encodes 224 amino acids. NCBI's taxonomy places the organism in Eukaryota, Fungi, Ascomycota, Eurotiomycetes, Chaetothyriales, Trichomeriaceae. Gene Ontology annotation, cellular component: peroxisome. The transcript is spliced from 2 exons. Gene Ontology annotation, biological process: isopentenyl diphosphate biosynthetic process, mevalonate pathway; ergosterol biosynthetic process.
AUGACAGGGCAGCCUCUCGCAGUGUCUGCCCCCGGCAAGGUCCUGUUUACAGGAGGCUUCCUCGUUCUUGUUCGUCAGCAUACAGGAUUAGUCCUUGGCCUCGAUGCGCGUAUACACGUGCACAUCGAGCAGCUGGAUGCGAGUAUUCUCCCUAACCAAGAUGAUGCUCCUUUACUCGUUCUGGUACAAUCGCCUCAGUUCACCAAUGCAAAGUGGCUGUAUACUGUGGAUGAGGCAGAGAUCGAUACGACGGGAUUUGUGCAGCAGAUCACGGACUUGUCACGACUUGCGAAACUGGAUGACAUUGAUCAGCAUGGUUUGCAAGAAGUAGCAGAUAUUAUCGCAACCAUCCGAAGCCUGGUUCGAGAGAUGUCCACCAAGUCAGGAGUACCCAUUGAGCCGCCAGUGAUUACAGAAUUGCUCGAUUUCUGCACCGCUAUUCCAGGUGUUGUCGGAGGCGUAGCACCAGGAGCCGGAGGGUACGAUGCUGUGGCGUUACUUGUGCGCAAUGACCCCGAAGUUGUCGAAGAACUUGAGACUCGACUGAAUGGAUGGAAAGCUCGUGAGAAAAGCACUGGGAUAACGAUUGGCAGGGUCCAACUUUUGAAGGCCCGGCAGGCAUAUGAAGGUGUUAGAUUUGAAGAUGUCAACAAAUAUAUGGACUGGAUCGGAUAG